GCAGCGUCGGGCUCCAUAGCAAGGCCUAAGGGGGUGUGGCCUAGGGCCCGAGGUGGGGGUUCUCGAGCUGGGGGAACAUGGAUGGCUGGAGACAGAAUCUAGACCCUUCAAAUCCGAUAGAGAUGUUACGACUUCCAGGAUCGCCAGGGCUGAUUCCUCCCUCCCACUUCCAAGCUCGGUCCCUUCCAGCUGUGCCAAGAAUGACUCCCACCUGGGCUGCAGAUAUCCCCCUGGCCCCAUCCCCAUUCCAUCAAGACGUCCCCGAGAGGCGGCUCGACAACUUGAGACCUCAAGUGGCCAUGUGGGAACGGGAUGCUUCCGGUGACAGCCAGGACCCGGGGCAGAGAAUCAGGUGCCUGGAGACGUCUCAGGCACUGGCCCAGCAGGCCGAGCUGAUCUCCAGGCAGCUGCAAGAGCUGCGGCGGUGCGAGGACGAGGCCCGGGGCCUGCGGGAAACGUCACUGCAGCAGAAGAUGCGGCUGGAGGCCCAGACGGUGGAGCUGGAGGCUCUGGCGCAAGCCGAGAGGGCCGGCCGAGCGGAGGCCGAGGGACUGCGGGCGGCCCUGGCCGGAGCCGAGCUCAUCCGGGAGAAGCUGGAGGAGGGAAGCCAGAGGGAGCUGGAGGAAGUUCAGAGGCUGCACCAAGAGCAGCUCUCCGGCUUGACGGCCGCUCACCAGGAGGCUCUUUCCAGUCUGACCAGCAAGGCCGAGGACUUAGAGAAGGCUCUGACUAGCUUGGAAUCCAGGCGCGCCCAGGAAGCCAUGGAGCUGGCCGUGACUCAGAGGGAGAAGGAGCUGCUGCAGAAGCAACUGAGCGAGGCCAAAGAAGACCUGGAGGCUCAGGUGGCCCUGGUGGAGAAUCUGAGGACGUACGUGGGGGAACAAGUCCCCGCAGAGGUCCGCAGCCAGGCGUGGGACCAGGAGCAGAAGGAACUUCUGGAAACCGUGCAUAGCUUGCAGGAGGACCGCGACGUCCUGCACACCACGGCCGAGCUGCUGCAGGUGCGAGUGCAGAGCCUCACCUACAUCCUCAGCCUGCAGGAGGAGGAGCUGGCCAAGAAGGUUCAGCCUUCAGGUUCCCUGGACCCCCAGCUCACCAGGAAGUGCCAGUCCUUGCUCACCUGCUGGCGGGAGAAGGUGUUUGCCCUCAUGGUGCAGCUGAAGGCCCAGGAGCUGAGCCACAGAAGGAAUGAAGAGCAGUUGAGGAGAGAGGUGGCCGAGCUUGAGGAAAGAGUCGGUACACAGAGACAGGAGCUCACCAUCCUCCAGCGCUCCCUGCAAGACAAGGCUGCAGAGGUGGAGGUGGAGCGGGUCGCGGCCAAGGCCCUGCAGGGGGAGCUGAGCCGCGCCCUGGAGGCCCGGCGCCGGCAGCAGCAGGCGACAGCCAAGGCUGAGGAGCAGCUGAAGCUAGUAACCAGUUCUGUGUGCAGCUCUCAGGUCUGGCUCCAGAACACUGUGGCCAACGUGGAACAGGCUAUCGCCCAGCUGCCCAGCCUCAGCAACCGGCUCAACUAUGCCGCCCGCAAGGUCCACACCAUUCAGGGCCUAGUGGCUCGGAAAGUGGCCCUUGCCCAGCUGCGCCAGGAGAGCUGUCCCCCGCCCCCACCCCCGCCGGCCGUGGACGUGGACGUGAGCCUUGAGUUGCAGCAGCUGCGGGAAGAGCGGAAUCGCCUGGAUGCAGAGCUGCAGCUAAGUGCCCGCCUCAUCCAGCAGGAGGUGGGCCGAGCCCGGGAGCAAGGGGAGGCGGAGCGCAAGCAGCUGAGUGAGGUCGCCCAGCAGCUGGAGCAGGAGCUGCAGCAAGCCCAGGAGGCCCUGGCCAGGGUGGGGCUGCAGCUGGCCGCGGCUCGCCAGGGCCAGCAGGAGAGCACCGAGGAGGCAGCCAGCCUGCGGCGGGAGCUGACGCAGCAGCAGGAGGACUAUGGGCAAGCUCUGCAAGAGAAGGUGGCCGAGGUGGAAACCCGGCUGCGGGAACAGCUGUCGGAGAUGGAGAGGAGACUGAAGGAGGCGCGGAGGGAGCAUGCCCAGGCCGUGGUCUCCCUGCGCCAGAUCCAGCAGAAAGCCGCCCGGGAGAAGCAGCGGAACCAGGAGCUGCGGCAGCUGCAGGAGGAGGCCCGCCAGGAGGAAGGGCUGCUGACCCGGCGGCUGCAGGAACUGGAGAGGGACAAGAACCUGAUGCUGAACACCUUGCGGCAGGAGGGUCUCCUCUCCCCUCACAAGCAGCAGCAGCUCCUGGCCGCCCUUCCUUCCUUCCUGGACACGGGGAAGCCCGUGGAGGCCAGCUCUCAGCCUCCGGGCUCGUUAGCCCCCGCAGCACCCACCAGGCCUUCAUCCCCAGCAGCCUCACCCCGCUCCAAGGAGGCCAUAACAGGGUCCCUCUCUGCUCUGCUCGAUGACCUGCAAGGCCUGACUGAAGCCAUUGUCAGAGAGGAAGGGCUGUGUCAAGAUGGCACCCCGAACCCUUGCCCCAGCCCACUGCUGAAGGGGAGGCCCGGGGAGGGCCGAGGAAGCUCUGGAGAAGUGGGGAAGCCCGCCAGCCCUCUUCCCCAUCCGGCCACCACCCGGUACCUGUGACUCCUCCGGGGCUCACUCAAUAAAGCAGGGUGAUGACACAGG
This is a messenger RNA of Echinops telfairi (small Madagascar hedgehog), 2612 nucleotides long. It is a transcript of the gene CCHCR1, whose product is annotated as coiled-coil alpha-helical rod protein 1. NCBI's taxonomy places the organism in Eukaryota, Metazoa, Chordata, Mammalia, Afrosoricida, Tenrecidae. The record is from RefSeq and is a predicted model, not a curated record. Gene Ontology annotation, biological process: cell differentiation; protein export from nucleus. Gene Ontology annotation, cellular component: centriole.